Pundamilia nyererei is the source of this 413-nucleotide messenger RNA. RefSeq names its product ladderlectin-like. NCBI's taxonomy places the organism in Eukaryota, Metazoa, Chordata, Actinopteri, Cichliformes, Cichlidae. The record is from RefSeq and is a predicted model, not a curated record. The coding region runs from base 56 to 358 and encodes 100 amino acids. The transcript has 4 exons.
AGAUACUUCCGCUACUUUCCCUUUCACUAUAGAAGCUCAGAGACACUGUCAGUCCAUGCAUUUAAACCUGGCAUCUGUACACAGCCUUGGAGAGUACCGCAAGAUUCAGAGGGUCAUAUAUCGUUCCACUCACAGUUACCCAGUUACAUGGAUUGGAGGCUCUGAUGCUCAACAGGAGCGUUAUUGGUUUUGGAUUGAUGGAACUCCUUUUACAUACGCAUACUGGUGUCGUGGAGAGCCUAACAACAUUGGGGGCAGAGAGCACUGCCUACACAUGAACUGGACAGGACUGAAGUGUAUGAAUGACAAAUCCUGUAACUAUCGAUACCCAUUUGUCUGCGUCAAGAAAAGAAGAUAACUCCUUGUCUGACGUGAAGCUAUAGUUCACCAAACAAAGAAGCAAAUAAUCUCAA